AUGGCAGAUCUACUCAAAAGACAUGUAACAAAUCACGACACAGAGCCUGCAAGCAAGCGACAAAAGCGCGAGAUCGCUCGCGACACCAGAGUCGUUCAGGCCUGUGAAGCUUGCUCUCAAAGCCAUCUCCGCUGCGAAGACGAGAAGCCAUGCAGUCGAUGCAAGAAGAAGAAGAUGCCCUGUCGGGUGCCUGAAACCCCGGUUACAGACGAAAACGACAUACAUGAGAUUGAUGCAGUUCAUGCGGCGCAGGAUCUGCUCGAUUUGUCGAAUGGCUUCGAUUACCCCUCAUCGCUGCCGGCUCACGGCGGCAGCGUCAAUACAUCUGCAUCGACGACCUCAGAGACUCCAGAGCCAUUUCACAACCACGCGACCCUAGUCGUUACCGACGCGAAUACAAUGCACCGACACUCCAUAGCUUCUGGCGACCUCGAGACAAGGACAGCAGGCAUGGGCGACAUGCAGCCACCACCACCCAACAACGGCGGCGGCCUUGUCGCGAUGAACCAAAAUUACGAAGACCCGAGCGCAUCUAUGCCUUUCUUCGAUAAUUCGAUUGCGCACUUUGAUAGCACACCAGGGCACAAUCCUUUCUUGCCCGACUACUUCCGCAGCAUGCCGCCGUUUGAAGCCUUCCUCUCUGGCCAGGCCACUCCACGAGGUAUCAUGGACCUCAGUUUCGAUCUAGAUGUUGGCUUGACCGACCUCGAUCUCGGUCUCCUUGACCAAUACAACUUCCAGGUCCCGUUCGCUGCUGAUACACCAUCUACGGACGCCCAUGGCGCUGAGCAACCCCCACCCGAGACGGAUACCGCGCCAGUAAGGGCGGAAGCCUUCAAGCAGAGCAUCUGGCGUUAUCUUCCACAACGUUCCAGGAACCCCACUGCGGAACAAGUCAACUUGGCUGUCCCGGAUACAGAGAAGGACAGUUAUAGACGAUCAAACUUCACACACCGCCGCGUUGUGGCAGAGAAGUAG
This is a messenger RNA of Alternaria ventricosa, 978 nucleotides long. RefSeq lists its product as uncharacterized. The transcript has 2 exons. Gene Ontology annotation, molecular function: zinc ion binding; DNA-binding transcription factor activity, RNA polymerase II-specific. The record is from RefSeq and is a predicted model, not a curated record. The coding region runs from base 1 to 978 and encodes 325 amino acids. Lineage: Eukaryota; Fungi; Ascomycota; Dothideomycetes; Pleosporales; Pleosporaceae. Gene Ontology annotation, biological process: regulation of DNA-templated transcription.